Molecule: messenger RNA, 881 nt
Organism: Eucalyptus grandis
Lineage: Eukaryota; Viridiplantae; Streptophyta; Magnoliopsida; Myrtales; Myrtaceae
Product: S-protein homolog 21
Exons: 1
Coding region: 200-637 (145 amino acids)
Source: RefSeq, a predicted model, not a curated record
UCAUUUACUGACAUUCUCACGAACCACACACAGCCACCACCUCCUCCACCACCGCCUUCUUCUCAGAAUAUAAUUCCUCUCAACGCUCUCUCUCCUCUCUCUCUCUCUCUCUCUCUCUCUCUCUCUCUCUCUCAUCACCACCGCUUGCCUUCUUUGUCUUCGUCUUCUUGUUCUUCAUCUUCUUGCCAUCAACCAUAAAAUGAAACUCCUCGCAGGCUUCCUCCUCAUCUCCUCCUCCCUCUCCCUCUGCUGCCUAUUUCUGUCCAAGCUCCUCGAGCCCGAGUACUUCUACGGCGCGGAGUUCGACGUCCGUGUCAUCAACGGCUUCAGCACCAACUCCUCCCUCCCCCUCGUGAUCUGGUGCUCCUCCGACGACCACGGCGACAUCGGCGGGCGGGCCCUCCAGGAGGGCGACGACUUCAGCUGGGCCGUCCGUUCCAACUUCUGGGGCGCGGCGGCCCGCUUCCUCUGCACCGUCAAGUGGGACAGCACGAGGAAGCGGUUCGACGCGUUCGAGGCUGAGCGGGACGGCCGCCGGUGCGGCCCCUUCAGGAAGUGCUCCUGGCUCGUGAGGGAAGACGGGUUUUACUUCAGCAGCGACGAGGUCAACUGGAAGAAGGACUUCUCCUGGUUUUAAGGGAGAAAAGAAACAGUUUUGUCAGGUUCACUUAAGAAUAACACCUAAGAACGCGGAGGCAGUUACAUUAAAAUGAAAAUAUGAAAUGAUGUGGUGGACCAUAAGUGGAUAUUUAUCAAAUUUUGUCGCACAAGAAUCUGUCGCAUUAAUUUUACGAGCAUGGUAAUUUUCUUUUAUUCUAGAAAGGAUUUGAUGUUGCUUAUUAUACCAGAUGAGCAUGGACGAUAAUUAGCGUUUUUUUUUC